ACAUCAACCUAAAUCAGGCGCGUCCUACAACCAUUUGUCAUAGUGUAAAAUGAAUUAGUGUAAAGUGAAAUAAAACAUGGAGUCCUACGAACAAAUCGCAUAUAACAAUAAUAAUUUAAAACACAACUACAACGAAUUGAAAAACGAUUUCUAUAACUACCAAGAAACAAACUCGAAAAGUCAACAUAAGGAAGAAACGAAUUAUAGAUUGAAAAUCGACGAUAAUACUAAUUUAACAACACCAUUCUCAGUGAAGGAUAUAUUAAAUAUAAAUCAAAAUUAUUACGAACGAAACGAUAUGUGGAAGAAUGAAAGAAGAAUAAAUGAUAUCGAACCUGUAUACCAUCAAAAUCAAUACUGCCCUGAUUACGUCAGUCAAGUAUACCACAAUAUACCAGUCCAUAGUAACAUGGAAUAUUGGAAUCCUGAAUACGAUCAUAAAGUCGAUGAAUUUUAUAACUACAAUCAAUAUUAUCACAACUUCUAUCAGACACACGAAUAUCAAGAAGUUCCUGUCCAAACAGGAGAAAGUUCAAUGAAACUCGAUAGUGUUGAGAGAGACCCGCCCAGUGUGAUGCCACCUUUAGGUCCAGUUCCUGAUAAAACUCAACAACCAAAUCUACAAAAUUUUAAUACUUACCCCAAAGCAGAUGUAUUGGAAACCUUUAAUAAUAUAACAAGGAAAACAACAAAGGCAGUAGUGACAAACGGAAAAACGGACAAAAAAGAUAAGAAUACAAAAAGAAAACCGAGAAUCCUCUUUUCCCAAACACAAGUGCACGCUUUGGAAUUACGUUUUCGUGCACAGAAGUACUUAACCGCACCAGAACGAGAACAACUUGCGAAAACAUUGAACUUAUCACCAACACAAGUUAAAAUAUGGUUCCAAAAUAGAAGAUAUAAAAGUAAAAGAAUAACUACUCCAGAAGUUUCAACAUCAACGGAUGCAAAACCAAGUAAAAGUACAGGAAGAAAAUUGUACAAACCAGAAACUGAAGUCAAUCAAAUUAAAAUAGAACAUUAUGUAACUACGAAGACUGAAAAUGAACCCAUUUGUGAUACAAAUGAAAGCAUGCCGAUUUAUUUCGACGAUAGUUUGAACUACGAUAAUGUACAAGAUAAAUAUUAUAGACAUAUAGAUAUGGAACAAAAUGUUGGAACAUCUUCAGAUUACACGAAUAUUAGAGAGAAUGAUUACACGGAACAUAAUGAUAUUAAGAAAUUUUAUACAAUGAAUUAUGUUUGUUGAUGAAACAUGAUUUUAUUAAACGUGCCAAAAUAGACUGA
Messenger RNA from Papilio xuthus (Asian swallowtail), 1287 nucleotides. Its product is annotated as homeobox protein 4. Gene Ontology annotation, cellular component: nucleus. The coding region runs from base 77 to 1249 and encodes 390 amino acids. The transcript is spliced from 2 exons. Gene Ontology annotation, molecular function: DNA-binding transcription factor activity, RNA polymerase II-specific; RNA polymerase II cis-regulatory region sequence-specific DNA binding. The record is from RefSeq and is a predicted model, not a curated record. Gene Ontology annotation, biological process: regulation of transcription by RNA polymerase II; cell differentiation. NCBI's taxonomy places the organism in Eukaryota, Metazoa, Arthropoda, Insecta, Lepidoptera, Papilionidae.